AGUGUUGGAUUGUUCUGUGUUGGAGUUACUGGAAGGAGGUAGUGGUGUUUAAAUACCAGCCUCUUGAGACAGUAGAUGAAGAAUUUGAUGAUGAUGUGCCCCUCUUACCCAAGCAAGAUGGUACACAAAAGAAAUCCAGAUCAAAGAAAAGGUAUUUUAAGAAAUGCAAGAAAAUCAAUAUAGAGCCAGGAAAUCAAAGUGUAAAAGAAAUGAAAUCAAGUGAGUUUAACACACAUGAACAUGAUCCUGUAGUCACUCAAAGAGAUUCCCCCAAACAACGUGACAAAGUGCAUAGUGAAGAAGUAGAUAGUAAUGAAUGGAUGAAGGUGAAAACAAAGAAGGCAAGGAUGUUGGAAAAGUUGCAAGAAAGAAUAUUGCAUUUAACAGCAAAAAGUGACGAUGAAACAGGUCAGGAAAAGAGAACCAUAAAUGGUGUUGUUCUAGAACCUGGUGUAACAUACAUUGGCAAAGCAAUGAAAUCUUUCUAUGAAAGACGGAAAAGUAGAAAAUCAAAAUGCAAAGUAGACAUCAAACUAAACAGAGGUGUAGAAUGUCAGAAAGUAAAGGAUAAUAGUGUUCAACUGUACACAGAAACAUUGCUAGAUGAAUAUGCAAAGUGUGUGCAAUCACCACAGUCGAUGUAUCAUGAAACGCACCUCUACAAACAAAACAGCAUGAAGGAGAAACAAUCUUGGGCUGAUGUAGUAGGCCAUGUACAAAAUGAAACAACACAGACAAAAUCUUUUGUUGGCAGUGUGACAUAUAGUCCUGUUUUUUUUAAACAAUCCAAGGGCAAAGAACAGAGCACAUUCCGAGUAUGUGGUGGUGCAAAACACUCACAAAAAACUGAAGAAGGAAACAAGAAAGUCAGUGUUCUAAAGGGCAACAAAACAUCUUGUGGAAAGUCAGUUGAUUCUGAAGUAUUGAACAUGGAAGUAUCGAACAAUAAAGGAAAAGGAUGUGACAAAAAGACUGAAAGCAUGGGUGAAGUAAAGGUAGAUAAAGGCAAUCGUACUACUGUAAUCGAGGAGAAAUUGUGUGGCAGUGAUAAAGACAGAGAAAUACAGUCCAAAGCAGCAGAAAAUGGUCAGGACAUUAAUACUUUUGAGGUUGGUAACCAAGUCACUUACAAAACAAGCAGUAAGCAUGAUGAUGAAUGUGCAAAUGAUCAAUCUGUCAAGUCACAGAAGUCUACUCCUAAGAAUUUUUUUGGAAUGGAACAUGAUAGUAAAUUCCAUAAACAGUCAGUCAACACCUCUAAUGUAAAUUUAGAAGAGAAGCAAAUCCCAAAUGAAAACAUAUCAAAUAUGGAACAAAAUACACUUGUGAAAUGUGUUGCCCUGGGCAAUUUUCAUCAAGGAAAUGCUAGAUUUGGAUUUUAUUCUGGAAAGCAAUGUGUUUCUAACAGUUUUGCUGCUAUUUUAUACAGUAAAAUUACAGAUGUUUCCCAAUGGCAAAAACAAGAUCUUGACAAGGUAUUGAAUUAUGGUAAUGAGUUGUAUAAAUUUAUUCAGCUUAGUUCUGCAAUAAAUGAUAAUUUCUUAUUGAUAUCUGAGUUACCUGAUCAAUUAGAAGCUUUUGAUGUCCAUUAUAAAAUGCAAUAUUCUCAGAGUGUUAUGGGUACAAUUUGUGGAGAUGAAUUUUUUUUGAUUAAUUUUAAUGCAGUAACAUUGAAAGAUGCUCUCCAUCAGGAAUUAGAUAGACACGAUGCAUGCUUUUGUACAUUUGGUGGCCAAACAUUUGCAAUCUUAUCCACACGAAAACAGUAUUUUAUUUUUGAUUCACAUUCUAGAGACAGGCAUGGACUUAUGACAGAUGAUGGGACCAGUGUCGUCUUAUGUACAUCAAACUGGAAAGUUGUUUAUCGCCCUCCGACAUACAGAAUAAAAGACUUCUGUGAGAGUUUGAAUAACUUAUUAGAAGAGCUACAUAAAGCUGCGUCGGGUGCAAGCAGUGCCACGGCCUCCUGGGACGUCCCUACAGCUAUGGAUGCCUCAGAACCCAUCACAGCAGUCAGUAACUACUCGCCUGUGGUCAUCGACAGAGAGAACCCCAUCCUGACCGGCUGUCCAACCGACAUCGUUGCCAAUACCAGCCCUGGUACUUCGACCAUGAUGGUUUCAUGGCUGGCUCCUGUGGCAUCAGACAACUCUGACUCCGCUACCCUGACGGUCAACUUACCACUAGGCAGUUCCUUCGUUAUUGGAUCUACUGAGGUCACUUACACAGCUACCAACCCCACUGGGAACUUUGUCACUUGCAGCUUCGACAUCAUUGUCUUGUCUACCGAUGCCCCAGUCUUGUCGAACUUCCCCCCGGACCAAACCGUGUUCACCUCUCAAAACGCCCAAGGCGCUGUGGCUACGUGGUCAGCACUGACUGCUACUGAUAACUCCGAUGACGUCAUGUCGAUCACAAGUGACUUCAGUUCCGAAACCCUGUUUCCGUUUGGCGUGACCACGGUGACCUUCACUGCUACAGACAGCUCUGGCAACAUUGACACUUUUGGUGCCAACCCAUGUUCCAGCAACCCAUGCGCUCCCAGUGAACAGUGCUUCUACAUCCCAGCCCAAUACCUGUGUAUCAAGAACGGCAGGAGACGAAGAGAAGCUGAGAUGCUCGACCUUAGCGACAUCUGCCCUUGCCAGAAUGGCGAUAUUUGUUUCCUAGACGAUGCCACAUCCUCGGCCACCUGUGAAUGCUGGUGUGCUUUGUGA
Molecule: messenger RNA, 2717 nt
Organism: Strongylocentrotus purpuratus (purple sea urchin)
Lineage: Eukaryota; Metazoa; Echinodermata; Echinoidea; Camarodonta; Strongylocentrotidae
Exons: 8
Coding region: 210-2717 (835 amino acids)
Source: RefSeq, a predicted model, not a curated record